This is a messenger RNA of Cornus florida, 909 nucleotides long. RefSeq names its product F-box/FBD/LRR-repeat protein At1g13570-like. The coding region runs from base 1 to 909 and encodes 302 amino acids. The transcript has 4 exons. Lineage: Eukaryota; Viridiplantae; Streptophyta; Magnoliopsida; Cornales; Cornaceae. The record is from RefSeq and is a predicted model, not a curated record.
AUGACUAUAUUUCAAGUUUUAUUAUUUCAUAAUGGACCAAUAGUGAAGUUCACGCUCUCUAUUUCUGAAUUUGAAAGCUGUUCUGAGAUUUACCAGUUGAUACUUUUCCUAUUAAAGAAUGGUAUCAAGGAACUUACUCUUGAUAUAUGUAAGGGCGACAGUUAUAGGUUGCCUCCGUCACUCUUUUCAUGUCAACGACUGAGACAAUUGUAUCUCAGUAAUUGUAUAUUUGAGCCUCCUCCUAAAUUCAAUGGAUUUAGUAGGAUCGUAAGUCUAGAGUUUUGCUCAGUCAACUUUGCUGAUGGUGUACUUGGAAGUUUGGUUUCUAGUUGCCCACUACUUGAACGGCUGACACUGGAAGGCUCCAUCCAAUUUGAUUGCCUUGAAAUUGAUGCUCCUAAUCUCAACUUCUUAAGCAUAAGUGCCAUAUUCGGAUCUAUUCAUUUCAAAAAUGCCCCUCUUCUUGUAGUAGUUUCAGUUAAUUCAGAUGAUUCUGACGAAUUGGAACAUCUCAAUGAAGAAGAGGCACCCGAAAUGAUCCAGUUGUUGACUGUGGCCGGUGUUCCUGAGAAGCUCCCGUUUACCUUGGACCACCUCAAAUAUCUUGAAGUAAAUGAAUUCAGUUUUGGAGAAAUUAAUGAGGUCUCCUUUGCUUUAUGCUUGAUUAAAAGCUCCCCCAACUUGAAAAAAAUUCAGAUGCGAGUCAUUUCUGGCACAAGGCCUAAAUUGGAGUUCAUUAAACUUAUAUUAGCAACAUCCCCAUUGCUAGAGACGAUGCUUAUAGAUCCCAACUCAGCAAAUGUUUUUGACAAUGGAGUGGCGAUACUGAAAGAGUCUCACCUAAAGCAGAAAUUAUCUACAAUGAUGCAGCUGAAACACCUGUGUAAUGUCACUGAAGGGAGUGACUGA